Messenger RNA from Leptomonas pyrrhocoris, 258 nucleotides. RefSeq lists its product as hypothetical. The record is from RefSeq and is a predicted model, not a curated record. NCBI's taxonomy places the organism in Eukaryota, Euglenozoa, Kinetoplastea, Trypanosomatida, Trypanosomatidae. The coding region runs from base 1 to 258 and encodes 85 amino acids. The transcript has a single exon.
AUGCAUUUUUGUGGCUUUUUGCCGUUGAAGGGUGUAGCGGAGGAGAAAAACAACGUUGUAUGUUUGUGUUGCCCUCUUUGUUCUCCUCUCCUCCCACCCCCCCCCCCUCCCUUGGAUUUGAGUGUGCGAUGUGUUUAUCUCCGAGGCACGGUGUAUGAUGUGAGACAACCCUUUCUUUCUCUUUCGUUUGCUGUUUCCAAUGUUUACCACCCCCUAUUUUUGGACUUCCACCAUGUUGAGUACUGCGGUAAGGUUUAA